AUGGUCUUGUUCCACCAGUACUUUGCACGAUGGGGCGUCCCAGAGGGCAUAUCAACUGACGGCGGCACCAACCUAACUAGUUAUGAAGUGUGCAAGUUCUUGAACAAGUGGGGCGUUGUAAUGAGAAUAUCCUCUGCUCAGUAUGCACAAUCAAAUGGCCGGGCCGAGGCAGCGGUCAAGUCGGCCAAGAGACUGCUACAUGGGAAGAUGGGGACCAGAAGCAGUCUGGAUUCAGACAAGGUCUCGAAAGCUCUGCUGCAGUACCUGAAUACGCCCCUUCGGGAAGUGAAUAAAUCACCUGCCCAACUAACUAUGGGACGUCAGCUGCGAGACGGAAUACCGGUGCACAGGCGGUACUAUAAGAUAGACAUGCAUUGGCAACGGGCUCUACGUACAAGAGAACUAGCAACGGCCCGACAACACAGGAACAUAGUGGAGCAGCAUGGGACGCCAAGGACCCUCGUUCCCCUGACACCUGGUGCACCAGUGUGUGUGCAAAACCAAGCCACAAACGUUUGGUACAGACGAGGCAUGGUUGCAGAGGCACUUCCGAACCGUCAGUACUCCAUCAGGCUGGAUGGUAGUGGUCGUAUCUCGAUUCGUAAUUGGAGGCACCUACAGUCUGUCCGGGUUACCAUGAGAACCCCACAUUCAACACCAGAACCAGUGAGACGGCCAAAAAGACAAGUCACACGACCUGGGUGGCUCUCUGAUUUCGUCACAGACACGCCCACAUAA
This is a messenger RNA of Penaeus vannamei (Pacific white shrimp), 738 nucleotides long. NCBI's taxonomy places the organism in Eukaryota, Metazoa, Arthropoda, Malacostraca, Decapoda, Penaeidae. The record is from RefSeq and is a predicted model, not a curated record.